Molecule: messenger RNA, 1266 nt
Organism: Fibroporia radiculosa
Lineage: Eukaryota; Fungi; Basidiomycota; Agaricomycetes; Polyporales; Fibroporiaceae
Exons: 7
Coding region: 1-1266 (421 amino acids)
Molecular function (GO): protein binding
Source: RefSeq, a predicted model, not a curated record
AUGGUCUCCGCGUCCAAGCCACCCCCGCCCACUCCCAUCCACAUCCUCCGCACUCACAACGCACCCCUCGCCGCCGUCUCCUUCUCUGCUGACAACGAACGCCUCUAUUCCGGCGAUGGGGCGGGCACCGUUGUGAUUACAAACACCCGCACUCUCAGGCCUCUGGCCGUCUGGCAGGCCCACACAGACGCGAUCCUCGGGAUACAGGAGUGGACCAGCGCAGAACCAGGCGGGGAGCGCCUCGUCACCCACGGCCGCGACAACAAGCUGCACGUCUGGCAGCGCGUGCGCGACGCCGCGGCCGCCCUCGGGCACUCCGCCGCGACGCCGGGGCUACAGCUGCCGCAGUGCUGCUACUCCCUGGACGUGAACGCGCUCAACUACUGCCGCUUCUCGCUCUUGUGCGUCGCGCCAGACGACGCACACAACGGGGAGCGUGCGCUCAUCGCCGUGCCGAAUCUCGUCGAGUCGUCUCUGGCGGACAUAUGGACGCUGCCGGGUCUGCAGAGGCUGCAUGCUGCUAUCGGGACGGCCGGGAAGCCCCCGACGCCCGCCCCCAUCGAGGGGCGGGGCCUGAACGCGACAGGGAUCAUCAUGGGGAUGCACCUGUUCCAGGUGCCCUACCCUCAUUCGUCCGAGCGCCAACAGCUGCGCCUGUUGUGUGCGUACGAAAACGGCAGCGUGACGUCGUGGGGGUAUAUGCGGACGGACAAGGAGACCUCUGUAGAGGGUGUGGGUUGGGAGGCCAUUUGGAGUGUGAAGCUGCACGUCGAGUCGGGUGCGCUCUUCAUGGCCAUGGCCGUUUCCAGAGACGCAUCGUUUGCGUUGACAGUGUCUGCAGACCACUUGAUUGGGCGUGGUCGUUUACACGCGGUGCAGCUCGCUGAAAGCCCCGACACACGAGAGUCUGCCUGUGCGGUGCACCGCACGAAACACCCAGGAAACGCAGCCGUUGCUAUCAGAGAUGACGGCCGAGUGUGUGCUGUGGGCGGCUGGGACGGCAGGAUACGCCUGUAUUCUACAAGGUCCAUGAAGCCUCUCGGUACCCUAGACUACUACAAGAAGAGCUGCCAGGCUGUUGCCUUCGCCAGAUUGGCUCCGCACGUGGCCUCGGCACCUAAUAGGGCCCCCAACGCGGACGAAGACAGCGAAGAUGAGAUGGGUGAUGAGGAGAAGGCGGACCGGAGUCGUUGGCUGGCCGCAGGUGGACAAGAUGGACGGGUUACAGUAUGGCCUCUGAUGAGCUUCGGCGGUUCGGGAACCUAG